Molecule: messenger RNA, 840 nt
Organism: Ricinus communis (castor bean)
Lineage: Eukaryota; Viridiplantae; Streptophyta; Magnoliopsida; Malpighiales; Euphorbiaceae
Product: DNA-directed RNA polymerases II, IV and V subunit 6A
Exons: 5
Coding region: 130-642 (170 amino acids)
Biological process (GO): DNA-templated transcription
Cellular component (GO): RNA polymerase I complex; RNA polymerase III complex; RNA polymerase II, core complex
Molecular function (GO): DNA binding; DNA-directed RNA polymerase activity
Source: RefSeq, a predicted model, not a curated record
CUUAAAAGGUCAAUGUUUUAUGUGCUUAUUUAUCGAAACAAAACAACACGAGAUAAGCGCAGUAGGGUUUUUGCUUCAGUUUUUCUCUCUUAGGGUUUUUGGGCACAGAGCAAGGCGUAGGAGAAAGUAAUGGCCGAUGAUGACUACAACGAUAUGGAUAUGGGAUAUGAGGAUGAGCCUCCAGAGCCUGAGAUUGAAGUAAGUAGUGCUAUUAUAUUGAUGUACAUUGUAACUCUUUUACAUUAUAUUAAAUGUCUUUGGAUUGGAAUGAUUUGGCAGGAAGGAGCAGAGGAGGAUGUUGAGAACAAUAACAAUGAAGAUGUUCCUGGGGAUCCAAUCGAAACUGAGGAUAAAGAAGAACAGGAAGCCGCGGAACGACCUCGUAAGACAUCAAAAUAUAUGACAAAAUAUGAGCGUGCUAGAAUUUUGGGAACUCGUGCUUUGCAGAUCAGCAUGAAUGCUCCUGUAAUGGUUGAGUUGGAGGGGGAGACAGAUCCACUUGAGAUUGCUAUGAAGGAACUUCGAGAGCGAAAAAUACCUUUUACCAUCCGUCGCUACCUCCCUGAUGGAAGUUACGAAGACUGGGGAGUAGAUGAACUGAUAGUGGAAGACUCUUGGAAGAGGCAAGUGGGAGGUGAUUAAUCAACUGGCAUUUGGUAAUUGCAGCUUGUCAUUUAGUCAUUGCAAGAUGGCUUCCAAAAGCUUGUAUAAUAUGCUGUUUUAAUUCUAAACUGGUCCCUUGAGCACUGCAUUAUCAUCUAAUCAUGGAAGGAUAAGGCUUCUAGAUAUGUGUUAACAUUUGGAUAAUGACCUGAAAUGAGAUAUACAGUUACUGAUGUA